This is a messenger RNA of Daldinia loculata, 2427 nucleotides long. RefSeq lists its product as uncharacterized. The record is from RefSeq and is a predicted model, not a curated record. Bases 522 to 2339 code for a protein of 605 amino acids. NCBI's taxonomy places the organism in Eukaryota, Fungi, Ascomycota, Sordariomycetes, Xylariales, Hypoxylaceae. The transcript has a single exon.
UAACAGACAAUCAUCCCUUUGUUGUAAAUACAAUGCGUUGGUUAAGGAAGCCUGAGUGACAAAGCACAAUGCUUUAUUAAGGCACCCUCAUGGUUCACAAUGCUAACAAUCAUAGCAGCUCAAUAGUCUUGUCUAGUUUGUGACGAAAGAAAGGAGUCAUACAUCCGACCCUACCUAAUCAAAGAAACGCCAAUUCACUCAUCCCAUCUUUCUACCAAACAAAACCACGCCAUCAUUAAUGACUUGAAGUCUAUUUCCGCGGCGCGUCGCCGCUUGACUCUAAAACUGUUUUGACUUUUCACUACUCACCUAUCUAUGUCACUCGUUACUGACGCCAUGAUUCGGUAUUUAUGAACGCAUAGCAUAUUCAUUUCUAAUAGCAUAGCGACUUUUUAUAUUAUAUUUUAAUACUUGAUACUUAAUAUUUAAUAUUUCAUUCUUAUAUUACACACAAAUCCUACUAACAUAGGGAAUCCGGAGGAAGAUACCCGCCAUUAAAAGGAUCAGGGAAUAGGGAGCAGAUGGUACGCGAACAUCACCGUCACCGAAGCGCGGGCUCGGCCCGUAAAAGUAGCUUCACCACCAGCCUGAGGCGCAACAGCAGCGGUGGUUUUCUUUCAAGGGUCUUAGGGAGUUUUCGACAUAAGCAUCAUGAGGAGAAGGAGAAGAAGACGUCGGCGCAAGAUAAGGGGGAGCGGCAAGAUUGGAUGGCCAACUACAAAGGCACACAUCACCCCGACCGGCCGCAUGUCGACAAGCGCACUCAGGAGAUGGUAUCCGAUGAAGAGUACGCCGCGCGGCUCGGCUGGAUACGGAAGAUGAGCGAUCACGGUGGGCCGUCACAGGGCCCCGUCCCUAAUUUCAGUUAUUCGUCGACGAGCCCGAGGAGCCAUAGGAUGAGCUCCGUGUCCCCGACGUUCAACAAGACGGGGCAAUCAUUUCGCGACUGGGCACAAUCAAGGGAGACCGCUACUACGAAACCGGUCCUGGCCUCUCCAGUAUUGCCUGGCGUUGGGAUGAUACGAAUAUACAACGCGAGUGCCUUAGACCGAGGCCCUAUCAUCCGGUACAGCGAGGGGUCCGAGAAACGUGGAUCUCCGCCGCCAAGGAAGAUAUCUACCACUAGCCAGCCUUCCAAGAGGCGUGGCUCAAGGGGUUCGAUGCUCGGGGAGAAGAGAACCGCGGCUGAUAUCGAGAUAACUAAGCUGCUGAACCGCGAGCCUAAGACGCCGAUAUACAACGGCUCUUCUACCAGCGAACACGCACCCGGCCUCAUCCUAAAUUCCUCACCAGAUUCACCUAUAGCACCACAAACAUGUCCCUGGCGCGGCUGCCACGCCGUUCUUAGCAUAGCGCAAGAGAAAGAGGAUAACCUCUGUACUAGAUGCCGCGAAGCCCUAUUUCCCCGAGAAAGCGCAUUCUUCGACCCGUCUCCGCCCGUCAUCCAGGACACCCAUCUCGAAACGCUACACGCUCUCACCGGCUCUCCUACCACUACUAAUGCCGGGGAUAUCCAAACCCGCACCAUCCGCAGACGACCCGCUGGCCUCGACAAGCGUUCUAGCACUGGGAGUUUUAAGCUACUCCCCGCGCCGCGGGGGAAGAGGCGGCAUAUUGCCGAAGCGCGGAGGAGGGCUGGUGAUGAUGAUGAUGGUGAUGAUGAGGGUAGUGAUAGUGGUAGCGGCAGCGAGAAGGAGAGCGGUAACGAAACAGACGGGUCGGUCUGGAGUCCUUUCUCGCCGGACCGCAAGCAACAAACUAGUCCCGGAAUCCAAGACGCUGGCCCGUUUUCUCCGCUUAACGAGGGGAUUUUCGGAACUAGUCCUAGGGCUUUAGGUAUCAGAUUUGACGGGGGGGUCGAGAAGGACGGUAGUCGCCACGUGGACGAGAACAGCGACAAGGAAGAAAAAGAAGAAGAAGAAGCAGAACCCCCCUCCCCACACACCAAGCCCCCCAGCGACAAAUCCUGGACAACAGAAAUGUACUCCACCUCGAGCAGCAGCAACGGGCUCAUGUCCCCAUACUCCCACCCCGACAUGGAAAUAACGCGAGACCUGUACCCGCCCCCGCUGAUCGCCCGUAUCCAAAGCGGCGAGCGAGGCCCCCAGCCACGGCGUCCGAGCAGGGUCUUCCGCUCCAGGGACACGCUGCUGUACAGGGAGAUCGAGGAUAUAAUCGACUGCUACGCAUACCCCGAGGAGACGGAGACGAAGACGGGGACGGGGACGGGGACGGAUAUAGCGGAGCAGGAGCGCCACAAGGCCGAUGCUGUUGCGUCGUACUUUCCGGACGAGGCGGAGGCGGAGGCGGAAGAUAUGAGGAGGAGGGGGUUUAUCUAGGGGCGUCUAGUUAGGUCAGGUCAGGUCAGGUCAGGUCGACUUAAGUUAGGCCUGGUUGAGUUAGAUUAGAUACCUAAGGUAGCAGCAU